Columba livia (rock pigeon) is the source of this 902-nucleotide messenger RNA. RefSeq names its product translocase of inner mitochondrial membrane 29 (gene TIMM29). The record is from RefSeq and is a predicted model, not a curated record. Gene Ontology annotation, cellular component: TIM22 mitochondrial import inner membrane insertion complex. NCBI's taxonomy places the organism in Eukaryota, Metazoa, Chordata, Aves, Columbiformes, Columbidae. Gene Ontology annotation, biological process: protein insertion into mitochondrial inner membrane.
UCUCCCCGGGUCCCCGCGGUGGUUCCGUCCGCUCCGCCCCCCCCCCCCUUCCCAGCGCAGCGAUGGUUCCGUCCGCGGGCACUUCCGGCGGGAGCCGCUUCCGGUCAUGGCGACCGGGGGGACCCGCGGGGUCUGGGGGCGAUUUGUGCGGAGUCGAGUCGGCCGCUGGUUCGGCUCCGUUCUCCACGACUACGCGGCGGCCGCCUCCGACGUGACCUCGGGCGCCCGUCGCCGUCCCGGCGCCGCCGCGCUCACCGUGAGCUCCGUGGCGGCCGCCGGCGCCGCCGCCGCCACCGUCCCCAGCGCCGAAUCCUUCGACGCCGCCGCCCUGGACGCGGCCGCCGCUCUGGGGCUCCUGAGCCCCGGCACCCGCAGCCCCGACGCCGACCGGCACGUGCAGCGGCUCCUCCGGCGCCGCGCCACCGGGCGCCUGCGCUACCGCGACCUCGUCCUCGCCGCCGUCGUCUACGAGUCCCCGCGCGCCGCCGGCGCCGCCGCGUACGCCCAGCGCUGCCGGUACCUGCGGGCGCGGUGGUGGGAGGCGCCGCGGCGCCUGCUGGACGUGGGGUUCCUGGGGCGCUGGUGGGUGCUGCGCUGGCGCUGCCGCGACUACGACGUCAACGAGCGCGAGUUCGCGGCGCUGCCCGAGCGGCUGCGGCGGCUGCGGCGCCACCAGCUCCGCUCCCACCCGCAACGAGAGGGAGUUCGACGGCAAGUUCCGGCACGUGGGGGCGCCGAGGGGGGCGCGGGGCGCUAGCGCCGCUUCGUUAGCGGCACUUCGUUAGCGUUUCUUCAUUAGCGUUUCUUCGUUAGCGUUUCUUCGUUAGCGUUUUCUUCGUUAGCGACGCUGCUUCGUUAGCGUGGCCGGGAGGUGGUGAUUAAAUGCUGCUGAUGUGAUGGAA